This is a messenger RNA of Cercospora beticola, 2037 nucleotides long. RefSeq lists its product as uncharacterized. Gene Ontology annotation, cellular component: nucleus. Lineage: Eukaryota; Fungi; Ascomycota; Dothideomycetes; Mycosphaerellales; Mycosphaerellaceae. The record is from RefSeq and is a predicted model, not a curated record. Gene Ontology annotation, molecular function: endonuclease activity.
GCAAAUAGCGCCGACACACAUAUUCACAUAUGCCUGACCUCAAUUUCACAGCCAGCAGCAGUACAGAUGAUUUCUCCGGAGAUGAUACGAUGACGCGUUGCGCGCGAAGUCCAAGCUGUCGGAUCGUACCCCAAGAUAUCGAAGAUGGCUGAUGCCUAUACUCAAUUGGAGGCAGUGUACUGCCCACCACUCGACCCUGCUCUUUUGUCUGCCAUCUUGUCAGAUUAUGAUGUCAAUAACGAGGGCCAACUAGCCGAAGCGAAGCUCGCGCUAGACCAGCUCAAGGAAUCAGCGCUUCUGGAGGAGCAGUUGGGAUUCGACGCGUCUGGCACGGGCGGAAGGGAAGAUGAUGAAUUGCCCACCAACAACCCAGGAUCAUGUCCAGGAGAAACCAACACGACAGUAUCAAGAGAAACAGAUCUCACGAGUUUAUCAGCUGGAUAUCAAUCUUUAGAUCUGGAUAGCGAUACCGCAGAUGAAAGCAAUUUGAUCGCGAACGGCGAUGUCGCAGAAGAGCUCGAAAAUCUAGAUGAAACCACGAAAAUCCAACUGCUAGAAAGCAUCAUUGAUGGCCGACUCAGUCGUUACACUGUCCAGUAUACUUUGCGCAAAUGUCACGGGAGAUGGCAUUCUGCUUUAGAGGAGCUUCUUAGCCAGAUCUACCUACGUGAGGCAGAAGAUGGCGAAAGCGGAACCAAAUUACCAGCCAAAGGCGUGGAUGCCUUUUUCGAGGAGAAUACCGCCCGUCGCAAUCGCAAGGGCAAGGCGAGGAAGAAAACCCAACAAUCGUCUCGCGACAAUCUCACCAUCUCUCGCCCUGCUACCCCGGAUGAACCCACUGCGAACAGCUCCAACGCUUGGCAAGGCUCUAGUCGAGACAUAGAAUUCAUCGCAACCCGGACUGGGAAGCCCUCAUCGGUAAUUGCGACACUGUACCACAAGAGUGGUGCAUCCCGACCCAAAACUAUUGCGGCUGUCCUAAAGACUCAUCUGGCCGAGGGUACCGCUGCUUUGUUGGAAGAUCCCGUGAAAGCUGCAACAGCGCACGAUCUUAGCCAGGCAUAUCCGUCCGUCGCGAAAGACUACAUCGCUGCUUUGAUUGACUUGUCUUAUCCUUCGACUGGGGCGGCGCGCGAAUUGGCCGAAGCGCUGACCGCGAAACCUCCACGUCAAGGUGGUAUUGAGAUUAUUCCUGCCUAUGUCCGACCAAACUUUGACGCCGAAGCUGCUUCGCCUGGUCCCUUCUCCAGGAGAUCACAGCCUGGCAGGGCCGACGUGCUGGACUCCCAAAAUAUAGAAGCUCGAGAGCGGGCGACCACAUAUGCUGCUGCUAGGAACGCUGCAUUGGCUCAGGCGUACGCUGCUCAUCGCAAGGCGAAGUCGGAUCGGCUCAUGGGUGGUGUAGCUGCCUACUAUGGACAGCUGAGUCGCGAUUACUAUGCGCUUUCAUCUGGCGCAAAUGCUGCCGCUGCCGAUCAACUGGCAGCCUCUCAAUCCAACUCCACGCAGCUCGACCUCCAUGGCAUCGAUGUGUUGAACGGAGUGAGAAUCGCCCAGGAGAAGGUCGAGCAAUGGUGGGAGGGUCUGGGUGAGGCACGUGCCAACGGUCGCAUCGGCGCGAGCGAGAGGCAGUCUGGAUAUCAUAUCGUUGUCGGGCUUGGUAAACACAGCGAAGGCGGUCGGAGCAAGCUUGGUCCUGCUGUUACAAAGAUGCUGACUGCUCAGGGUUGGAAACAUGAAAUGAAUGGAGCAGUGAUCACCGUCAGAGGUCGUAUGCAGCGAUAGCUCAUCUUCAAGCCGUCCGUACCCCUCAUGACCCUGCGUGUGUACUUGAAGGCGAGACUGUCAGAUCGUCAACGAUCAACAGUUUCGCAUGUUUGUAUCCUGACGAAAUGGGGAGAGCCGAGGAUCUCCAAGUUGGAGCAUGACUAGCUAGCAAGACGGCCGCCUCGUAAGACGAUGAGAGAGUCCUUGUCGUCUCGCCAGCGCCUUCACGCCUUGUUGAGCGCCUGUCAACCAUUUGACCACAAGUUUCUG